Molecule: messenger RNA, 1218 nt
Organism: Sphaeramia orbicularis (orbiculate cardinalfish)
Lineage: Eukaryota; Metazoa; Chordata; Actinopteri; Kurtiformes; Apogonidae
Product: zona pellucida sperm-binding protein 4-like
Exons: 8
Coding region: 1-1218 (405 amino acids)
Biological process (GO): binding of sperm to zona pellucida; prevention of polyspermy
Cellular component (GO): egg coat
Molecular function (GO): acrosin binding; structural constituent of egg coat
Source: RefSeq, a predicted model, not a curated record
AUGGAGCUCUUCAAGGAUCUGUUUGGUGUUCUGAUAGUACUUUUGGCUUGUGAUGUCACUGCUGGUCAGUAUGUGCCAUUGGUGCCAAAGCACUGGUCUCCCCCUCCCAUUGUUCCUCAACAACAGUCUAAGGUCCCUUCACCUACACCUCCCUUUGACAAGUGUCAAGUGGAGGAGCAUGAGAAGAUACGUUGUGGGACUUCAGAUAUCACCCCUGAACAGUGUGAGAGCGUAAACUGCUGCUUUGAUGGCCGACAGUGCUACUACGGCAAAGCAGUGACUGUGCAGUGUACCAAAGACGGGCAGUUUGUGGUGGUUGUGUCUCGAGACACCAUUCAGCCCCCUAUAGAUGUGGAAACGAUCGUUCUGCUGGAAUCCAAUGAUCCUUCAUGUAGCCCUGCAGGAGUCACGUCUGCUUUUGCUAUCUUUCAGUUCCCUGUAACUGCAUGUGGCACGACAGUCAGUGAUGAAGCUGAUUUUGUUGUGUAUGAAAACCACAUGGCUUCCUCAUAUGAGGUGGGUGUUGGGCCCAGAGGAUCAAUCACCAGAGACAGCCAUUUUGAGCUGUUGUUCCAGUGCAAAUAUUCUGCCACUGCUGUGGAGGCGCUCGUCCUAGAGGUGAAGGACCUUCCUGCACCUCUGUCUGUUGCUGGUACAGGGCCCCUCAGGGUGGAGCUCAGACUGGGAAAUGGACAGUGUCACACUAAGGGAUGUGUGGAGGAGACUGCAGCAUAUAGCUCCUUCUACGCUCCAGAAGAUUACCCAAUCACUAAAGUGAUGAGGGAGCCCAUUUAUGUGGAAGUUCUCAUUCUGGGGAAGGAGGAUCCAAACAUCAUCCUGACUCUGGAGCACUGUUGGGCCACAAGCAGCUCCAGUCCUCACAGCCUGCCUCAGUGGGACCUCCUAACUAAUGGGUGUCCUUAUCCUGAUGACCACUACCAGACCAUAGUGGUACCUGUGGAUGAGUCCUCUGGGCUCCGUUUUCCAAUGCACCAUAAACGUUUUAUCAUGAAGAUGUUUGCAUUUGUGGAGCCAAAGAUCUUUAGUCCUCAGACUGAUUCGGUGUACAUCCACUGUACUGCAGCAGUGUGCUCUCCAAGCAGCACCAACUCCUGUCAACAGUCCUGCCACCGGCAACGGAGAGGCAUAGCUGCAGAGAGGAAAGUUUCAAACCAGGGGACGCUGGUAUCGAGUGGAAAAGUGAUCCUGACUUCAUGA